UUAGCACAAAAUGGUAACAAAACUACACCGUUUUACCUCACCUCACGUGAAUUCAACCUGUCUCUUUCUUCUUCUCUGAUUCAAUCUCUGCAACACACCGUUGAGUUUUCACACUCUUCAGUUGACCUAAACCCCCAAAUCAAAUUUUCAAAUUCACCAAUCACAUCACAAAAACCCUUUCAUUUUCUUCAUCAAUCACACUCAUGUUCCCAAUUACAACACUAAUAAUUCUUCAUAUAUUCAAAACCAUUCAAAAUUGAUGAUGGUGACGAUGAAGAUCAAGAAUCUUCCAGUUCGUUACCUAAUUGUACUCCUAACCUUCAUCUGCACAUCAGUCUGUUACAUAGAACGCGUCGGAUUUUCAAUCGCUUACACCGUCGCCGCCGACGCUGCUGGAGUUAAACAAUCAACAAAAGGAACAAUUCUCUCAACUUUCUACUACGGUUACGCUUGUUCUCAAGUUCCCGGUGGUUACUUUGCUCAGAAAAUCGGUGGUAGAAAAAUUCUCCUUUUAUCAUUUCUGUUAUGGUCUUUAACAUGUGCAAUUCUUCCAUUAGAUCCGAACAAAACCCUAAUUCUUGUAACUGCUCGUUUACUUGUUGGGGUUUCUCAAGGUUUCAUUUUUCCUUCAAUUCAUACUGUUUUAGCUCAAUGGGUACCUCCACAUGAAAGAUCUAGAUCGGUUUCGUUGACUACUAGUGGUAUGUAUCUUGGUGCUGCUCUUGGAAUGUUGUUUCUUCCUAGUUUGGUUAAGUAUAAAGGUCCUCAAUCUGUUUUUAUUGCUGAAGCUUUUUUAGGAUUUGUUUGGUCUUUCAUUUGGUUUAGAUAUAGUUCUGAUCCUAAAAGUUCAGCUUCGGGUGCUGGCGAAUCGAUUUUGCCGGUUAAUAAGAAGGUUGAUGGUCGAGUUUCGGUUGGAAUUGAGAAGAGUAGUGUUGAGAAAAAUGGAGGGAAGAAAAGUGGAAUUGGGAUUCCUUGGGUGAAGAUUAUGACUAGUUUUCCUGUUUGGGCUAUUGUGGUUAAUAAUUUCACUUUUCAUUAUGCUUUGUAUGUGUUGAUGAAUUGGUUACCGACGUAUUUUGAAUUAGGGCUUAAGUUAAGUCUUCAUGAAAUGGGUUCGUCGAAGAUGUUGCCUUAUCUUAAUAUGUUUGUGUUUUCGAAUAUUGGUGGUGUUGUUGCUGAUUAUUUGAUUACGAGGAGGAUACUGUCGGUGACUAUGACAAGGAAGUUUUUGAAUACAAUUGGGUUUUUAGUUGCUUCGUUUGCUUUGAUUGUGAUUCCGAGUUUUAGAACUUCUGGUGGUGCUGUGUUUUGUUCUUCGGUUGCUCUUGGUUUUUUGGCCCUUGGUAGAGCUGGGUUUGCGGUGAAUCAUAUGGAUAUUGCUCCGAGGUAUGCUGGAAUUGUGAUGGGGGUUUCAAAUACCGCCGGUACUUUGGCUGGUAUUGUUGGUGUUGACCUUACUGGGAAACUACUUGAAGCUGCUAAGUCCUCUGAUUUGGAUCUUUCGAGCCCGGAAAGUUGGAGGAUGGUAUUUUUCAUCCCGGGACUUUUGUGUGUUUUUAGUUCUGUGGUAUUCUUGUUGUUUUCUACCGGGGAGAGGAUUUUUGAUUGAGUUAGCCUUGUAACAUUCUUUGAUUGUUAAAUCAUUGAUUUGAUCACGUGCUCUUAUAUUGUGGAGAUUUUAAUUUUUAUUAUAUCUCCAUGUUAUGUUAUUCAUUCUUGGAUAGGAGAGAGGUGAUGUACAAAGCUCGACGGCCAGAUUGUAUCACCAACGGAUAUGAAUUUGCUAUUGUUAUACAUUAUGAUUUUUCCAACAUGUACGAUUUCUAGUUAGUAAAGGUUACAAUACUGUUGUAUCAAACAAUGAUUCUUAGGUGUUAAUCUAUGCCUUGGAUGAAACUCAUACUUUAGUAUGAUUAAAA
Trifolium pratense (red clover) is the source of this 1919-nucleotide messenger RNA. RefSeq names its product probable anion transporter 5. Lineage: Eukaryota; Viridiplantae; Streptophyta; Magnoliopsida; Fabales; Fabaceae. Gene Ontology annotation, molecular function: transmembrane transporter activity. The transcript has a single exon. Gene Ontology annotation, biological process: transmembrane transport. The record is from RefSeq and is a predicted model, not a curated record. The coding region runs from base 260 to 1609 and encodes 449 amino acids.